CUCUCCGAAAUCUUUUGACCAUUAUUACUCUUUUAAUACAUGUAUCAGUAUAACAACCCAAGUUGAAAGAUGAAACAUGUUUGAUGAAUCAUCAUAAACGAGUAGUGGCUGCUGGUGGUUGGCAAUUUAAGUACUAGCUGAAACUACAACAAUACCCAGAGCACGCCGAUGUCAUCCCCAUCAUGGAUCAUAUCUGCGAAGGACACGUAUGCACAUCGUUUUCUGUCUUGGUGUCAAUGUAAAACUCAAGAAAAUUUUUUUUUGCAGAUGGCAGACAUGCAACAAGAGUAG
Molecule: messenger RNA, 291 nt
Organism: Amoebophrya sp. A25
Lineage: Eukaryota; Dinophyceae; Syndiniales; Amoebophryaceae
Source: the annotation of a GenBank genome assembly